Lates calcarifer (barramundi perch) is the source of this 906-nucleotide messenger RNA. RefSeq names its product melan-A (gene mlana). The transcript has 5 exons. The coding region runs from base 298 to 660 and encodes 120 amino acids. The record is from RefSeq and is a predicted model, not a curated record. NCBI's taxonomy places the organism in Eukaryota, Metazoa, Chordata, Actinopteri, Centropomidae. Gene Ontology annotation, cellular component: melanosome.
ACACACGCUUUGUCAUGAACAGCCAGCAGCUGACGCCUGUAGUUUCACGAGUGGAUAAUGCUGUUGCGUUCAAGACCGCGGGGCUUCACGGUAAUUACUCCGCUUCAAUGGGUUUAACCAUGAGCCUCUAACCCGUGACGGUCAUGAGGGUAUUCUGCCCCUCUCUGCUCUCCGGCACACCGAGGCAAGAUAUUUGAAGAGUGAAAUAACACCGAGCUUCGAAGAGGCAGUCGGUUUUUGAGACGCCAUCCCAGCCAGAGGAACUGUUCUCUGCAAUCUAAUUAUCCAAUUUGCUUGAUGCGGUGUAAUCGAACAGACGGAAUGCCUCGUGGAGACUUCAACAUUUAUUUUGCCAGCAGCAGACGAGGAUUUGUCAGAGCUGAGGAGGCAGUGGGCAUAGCUCUUCUGGUGGUCAUCCUGGCAGCUCUGCUCAUCCUGGGCUGCUGGUACUUCAAAAAGAGAAGUGGCUACAAAAUAAUCAGGAGUCCUAGGUCAGGGUCACCAGGUUUCACAGGAGGCCAGUACUCAGAGGCAGGACCUUCAGCAGAUAACAAGAUGGCACUCACUGACUUCGGCAGCUUCCGACCUGUUGUUCCUAAUGCUCCUCCAGCCUACGAAAAGAUUGCCUCAGGGCCCCUGCCUCCCCCCUAUUCCCCCUGAGGGACGUCCGUAGAUGAUGUACAGAUGUCUGAGGAAGAAAGGAAAAUAAUGGAGAACAAACUCUAAACUUCAUCUGUUGCCUGAUGUUAAGUGUAAUCUGAUGUCUCUGUCAAUAUAGUUACUAAAGCUUCAUAGCUAAAUAUACCUAUAGGUGAAACAACAUAAUUUCUCACUUUGUAAAAAUUAUUCAUAUGUAUGAGCACAAUGUAUAUACUCUGGGUUCUUUCAAUAAACAAUAAAAAAUGA